UACGUUUUCUCGUGAGCCACACAACUCAUUCACGUACUGAAAAGGCGCUUAUGUUAUUUUGCCAACAAGGUCUCCGCAAGCGAUUAAGGGAUUUGAAGGUCUUAAAUCCUACUCUGAACUCGUUAGACUGCUUUGUGAUCGGGUAAUUGAGUCUUUCUGCUGAUCCCCUCGCCCAUUCACCCGCCCACACCCUGUGGCCAGGCGUUAGUGUAGUUCAGGCAUUCCUACAGGUGGAUUAUUCCCCAUGGACACACCACGCCGCCAUGUCCAACUCAGAGACUUGCUGUUUCUCUCUGGAAAAAUGUACGCAUCGCCCCAGCUUCUUCUCGUAGUCAGUUGAACUGAUCAGUCGGACUGAAGUCAUGUUUUGUGAGAUACAGCUCUGAAGCGUGAAUUUGCUGGACUCUUGGUGUUACAGCUCAACAAUCCAAAUGUAGUGCCUAGUUCAAGACGUUCGGAAGGAAAACUUUAACGCAAGGACUUCUCGUCAGCAAAGAUGCUAGAAGAAGGAAGAAAACAUGCAUGCGAAUAAAAGCACGUUUGAGAUCCUGCGGGAGAACUUCCUGGGCAGCGAGAGCAUGCUGACCGCUGUCGGGCAGGACUCGGCACGGGUCGCCCGCACGGGGGCGCAGUCACAAUCACUCUUCAGUAACAUCAUCUCCGAGAAAAGGAACCUCGGCAAAAAGCUGGAUACGUGGUACCGCCAGCACAACAACGCCAUGGUACAGAUGAACCGAGACCAGCGCCCCCUGUACGUUUCCCUCAUGAAGACAGCCACCAAGCGGAAGAAGCUGGAAGUGGAGCGGGAGCGGCGGCGGCAGGAGCGAGCCCGCCAGCUGGCCAAGGAGCUUCCUCCGAUCUCGGAAUCUGCAGCUAAUAGUGAUGUCCUGGACCUCACAAAGAAGACAGAAGCACAACCAUCUCACAACAACGAUGGGAGAGCACAACCAGCCGCCCUUGUCGUGGAAGGUCACAUUGGACACGACUUUAUGGGGACGAGCCACAAUCCGGAAAAUCCGGAGCGCUCGCCCGGCAGCCCUUUCCUCGAUGUUCCGGAUUCCUUCCACCCAGGGAGGAGAAAGUCUUCCAUACAAGAAGAGACGGCGUCGUUAUUGUCUUCUCUGCAGAAGACUUAUGAUAUCCAACCUUCAAACGGAGAAGAUGUCUUAAAGGAAAACGAUUCAAAAGCGAACAGACAAGACAAGGAAGGAACAAAUAGCAAGAAGAAGAAAGGGAAUAGAAAUAAGAAAGGAAGAACUUCCAAAAAGACUUUACCGCCUUUGGGUGACAGAUCGCAAGACGAAAAUAUGUCAUUAAACUCCAAACUGUCUGACGACGAUGAGUCGAGUGUCAGUGAAAGAACGACUGUCGACGGUAGACCACAAACGACAGAUCAGCAAGAAAAUACGUUACCCAGAAUUCCCUCAGAUGACGUGAUUGACGUUGUCACAGCGACAAAUGAUCCCAAGUCGCGAUUGGACGACAAAAAUGACAACAAUAACGAGAAUCUUACCUCAAGUUCGGUUGAAAACACGAAAGACCUUCAAAAGGAGUCCAAGAAAAAGAAGGACAAAGACAAAGGAAAGCAGAGCAGGAAAAAUUCAACGGGAGCGAAACAUUUGUCUGUCCCACAAGGGUCUGUAUGUGGGAGCUCUUCUACGGGGAGUCUUUGGCGGAAGAAGAAGAAGAAACUCCCAGACAACUACGAGGUUACCGUGUACAAAAAGGAAGCAAACGGGGACUUCACGCCGGAGCAGAAACACAUUUCUACAAAAGUAGAUAUCUAUGACUACUUUAAGGUUCCACAGAGAAGAGAAAGACUGACAAGACAAAAGUUACUAGAAGACGUCCGGAGAAAGGAGCAACAGCAAAGGGAAAAAGUCAGCUGUUUUCUUAAGAAAAUGGACGAUGAAGCCAAUCAGCAGCCUGUGAUCGUUGUGGAGAGGCAGGAUGACGACAGUGGAGGUCUGCUCAUGCGUCAGUCCAAGCGCCUCCUAGCGCCCACCCCGAGAGAUACACUAACGGCACAGAUGAACGAGAUGGAGAAAAUACGCUCACACUGCAGGUACGUCCGUAUCUACCACCGUCCGUCCGAGCUGCAGGACUGGCAGAGGAAGGGGCCUCGGCUGACGAGCUGGGCUGCAAAUGCAAAAGACGCAGUACUAUGAUGUUGACAAACAGACAUUGGUUCCGUCCAAAUGCAUGCAAUCAAAUACAUGUAAUCACCACGGACGAAAAAAAAGUUUAAAGUAUACCCGGACUUUCUAAAGCUGCAGCAAAUUUCAUUCGCAAAUUCUGUUCAUCAAGCAUUCAAAGCUAGAAGAAUUGUUCUACAGUAUGAAAGUACCAGAACAUGUACAUGCGUUUAGUGUAAAUUGCAUGUUUCAAUACGUAGAAUCAAGAGCUCGAGCCAUAUUUACGACCGUCCUUCUCCUCAUGUUGCCAUGGAGGUCUAUUAUAAAGCAUGUAAAGUUCUUUAACAAGGAAAUUCACAGGAGAAAUAUAUUUUUCAAACGACAUGUCUAGAAAUUCAUGAAUGACAUUAGGACUGCUAUGCAUGAUUAAACAAACUUGAACUUGAAUGAUCUUAUGAAUAAAAGGUAUCGUCCAACACUACUGUAAAUAUGUCCACAGCUAACUGUUUUAAAAGUAAAUCUGCUAUUUUAAUACA
This is a messenger RNA of Branchiostoma floridae (Florida lancelet), 2671 nucleotides long. RefSeq lists its product as uncharacterized. Bases 519 to 2168 code for a protein of 549 amino acids. The record is from RefSeq and is a predicted model, not a curated record. The transcript is spliced from 6 exons. Lineage: Eukaryota; Metazoa; Chordata; Leptocardii; Amphioxiformes; Branchiostomatidae.